Molecule: messenger RNA, 1293 nt
Organism: Closterium sp. Yama58-4
Lineage: Eukaryota; Viridiplantae; Streptophyta; Zygnematophyceae; Desmidiales; Closteriaceae
Source: the annotation of a GenBank genome assembly
AUGGUUGGUAAUAAGAGUAACUACGGUUCCUUGUGCGCGUUCUCCACAGUACUGAACUCCAUGUUCUCGUUGUUCCUGCUUCUCAUCAACGACAACGGCUCGGCCUAUUUCUUCCAGCGCCUAGAGUCGUGGGACCUGAUAGUGGCGAUGCUCUUCUUCCUCAUGUUCAUUGUCUUCAUGGUCUUCAUCCUCCUCAACUUCCUCAUCGAUGCCUUCAUGAGCGUCAAGGACAGGCACAUUGUCGCCACCUCCAUAGCCGCUGACCUCGCUCACAUCUUCAAGUACAAGUGGAACUGCUGGCGUGGCCGCUACCUGCCCUAUCGUGUCAUUCUCGACCGCCUUGUGGAGUUAGGUGCCAAGGACACCCGCUUGAAGGCGGAGGACCCUCGGGCGUGCCGCCUCAAGUCCAUCAAGCGGCGUGUAGGGUCUGUGUUCUCUGGCAGGCGGGGACCUGUCGACAACAAGGCGUCGCCCUUCGCCCGGUCUGACAACCACCCCGCGUUCCCGCCCGCAGCCAGCGACUCGUGGGCACGGCGGCAGCACGUGCUGACAGUGAGGGAGAAGCGCAUCGACGCCAUCUCGCUCACCAUGAUCCUGCAGCGCCGCCAGGAGACCGAGGCGAAGAAAACCCGCCAAUCAGCCGCUGCCACGUCAGCCAAGGCACUUUGUUUCUCCCCGUCCUCGUGUGAGAAUGGGGCAAUGUGGGGGUCUCACACCUGGAAUGCGGAGGAGGAGGAGCAGCUGGAGCAGCUGUCGCAGGCGGUGGUGCUGCAGUGCGGCGAGGUGGUGAAGCAGGCCGCCCUGCCCGUCAAGAAGCCUGUGCAGAAGCUCAGCCUCACCCACGUGCAGGAGGAGGUGGUGCGGUGCCAGGCGGGGGUGGAGGAGCUGAGGGGCAUGAUGGCGGACAUGCAGAGCGACAUGCGCGCCAUGAUGGCUCUGCUCGACCGCUCCUUACCUGCCUUGCGCGCCCAGACCCCUCCCGUUCCCCGCUCCGUAUCACCCCUGCCGGGACAGCAACCGCUGGUGCAGCCGUGUCUGAAGGUGCCGCAAAUGGAAGUGGAGGGGGGUGAGGGGCUUGGGAGGGAGACGGGUGGGAUGGGUGUGGGGGCUGGAGCAGGAGUAGAAGGGAGUGGGAGAGGCGGGCCUGUCCGAGCAAAUGGAAAUGGGAGAGCGAGUAGCAGGUUGGGGCGGCGGGUUGCGUUCCAAGAGGAGGCGAAGGAGGGCGGUGAGGGUGGUGCGAGCGCAGAGGACUCAUGGGAAGAGCCGCUGAUUAGAAACCAAAGAGACCUUUGA